Molecule: messenger RNA, 2163 nt
Organism: Monopterus albus (swamp eel)
Lineage: Eukaryota; Metazoa; Chordata; Actinopteri; Synbranchiformes; Synbranchidae
Product: probable peptidyl-tRNA hydrolase 2
Exons: 7
Coding region: 401-955 (184 amino acids)
Cellular component (GO): cytosol
Molecular function (GO): peptidyl-tRNA hydrolase activity; protein binding
Source: RefSeq, a predicted model, not a curated record
UAAAACAAAUAACCUAACAAUGAUGGGGUCGUAAUUCCAUCACAGUAUUACGGGGGUUUAUGUCCAUCGAUGGCGUACUUGUGUGAAAAUAAGGUCAUAGAAUACAGCGCAAUAUUUUAAUGAGCGAUAUUCGUCCUCACGGAAUAUCCUCAUAGCUACAUCUGCUUUUUGCGCAUGUGUGUAGGAUUAACAGAGCGAACAGGGAACACCUCGCUCGACAAGGGGCAGCAGGUUGUGUCAACAAACACAACGGUCCAAAUGGAGUAACGCUGAAGACAAGGAAUCCCGCUGACUCUAAUUGCACAUUCGAACAGAAAAUCCUCCGUCGCAGGUGAAAAUUACGACUUGCACUCGCUAUCUUUGCUCCUACUGUCGAACUAGCUGCGCUGAACAGUCAAGAAUGGAUUCAUCAGAGCAGUCAGGCCCAGACUCGUGCUCCCAGGAUGUCAACCCCGUGUUUCUCCAGCAGCUCAGAGAGCUGGCCAUCCCCGAGGAGGCAGCCAAACAGGCACUUCUGCACACUCGGAACGUGUCUGCUCAAGAGGCGGCCAUGUACUACUUCAACAAGCUGGAGAAUGAGGAGGAGGGAGAUGAUGACCUCAUGUACAAGAUGGUGUUUGUGGUGAACAUGGACCUUGCCAUGGGUGUUGGAAAGGUGGCAGCCCAGGUUGGCCAUGCUGCUGUGGGCUUGUACCAGGCUCUACAAGAGAAGAACAGCUGGAGGGAGAUGGCUUGGAAGUGGGACCACACUGGAGCCAAGAAGGUGGUAGUCCAGGGUACCAAUGUGGCUCAUCUACUGGAGCUGCAGGCCCUGGCCAUGAGCCUCAGCCUGCCCACAUAUCUGGUCCAAGAUGCAGGGCUUACCCAGGUGGAGGCUGGUUCCUGCACUGUCCUGGCCAUCCUGGGUGAGGAAGAGAUGGUGAACAAUGUCACUGGGAGUCUGAAGCUACUCUGAGGAGGUCAAACCUACAGUGGGGGAGACAUGACUCUGUAGGAGCACAGUGCAGCCAGCAGAGGGCAGCGUUUCCCAGCGGCAGGGAGAGUCUUGGCAGGAGUGCAACAAUCUUUAAAUAAAUAAAAAAAGACCUAAAGAACAAGGGAAAACAAGACCAACACCAGAAAUCAAACACUCUGUCAUUUGUUUGUCUUUCAUUCUUUGUCUGAGCCAUGUAGUUGGCUGUUGAGAGCAGGAGGGGAGAAGCAGACUGAAUCCUCACAAGACAGAGGCAGUUGAAACUUCUUGUCUGGUGACCUUUGUCCUUUUUAAACAGGCCACCUAGUUAGAAAAGAGUCAUAUUAGGCUCAUUCAGUUUUCAAACACCUUAUCUGUUGUUCAGUUUCAGAUAUGGUAAAGUCAAUUCAAGCAGCUUUGGUUGACCAAAACUGUAGACUAAUAUAUAUAAUGAAAUUAGAACUAUACUCCAAUUAAGUGUACUAUUUUGCUCCUGGAUUUGCUUCUGCAAGGGGAACUUGUUAAUUGAUAAUAUGUGAAUACCAAUUUUUGACUAAGUCUGGUCUGUAUGCAAACAUUCUUCCAAAGAUCCCUAUCCUCUAGGCUCGAUAACAUUACUUACUCAAAAAUGGCUAUAUUUUGUAUACAUGUGCCUAUUAGGGCCAUAUAUUGUACAAUGUGUGGUGUGCCAUCCUAAACAGUAUGCAGAGCUACUGGACUGUGUUGUAUUUUUUUCUUAAUGUUAAAAAAAAAAAUCUUAAGUUGUCAUGUUUGGAUUUACUGGUAGAAUUUGAUGGUUUUAUGGAGCCAGAAUGCCAUGUCGUUAAGGUCUGUACUGGGCCUAACUAUGCAUUCUGACUGCCUGUGGUGAAUAGUUUGCAAUAAUUUACAGUUACAGCUUGAGAGAAUGCAAAUGAUUGUGUGUAUGACAAUUGUUUUGGACUCGGUGAAUAAAUGGUCUUGCACACUAAUAAUCUUAAUACUCAAAAGAAUUAUGUGUGAGCUGUUGUGUGUCUUGUUCUCACUAACAUACUUUUGGGCAUGAGCUGCUAUUCCCAGAAUUUAUAAGUUGUCAAUUUUAUUUGUAACAUCUUGGCAGUGUGGUGCAUGCAGUGUGUAUAACUGGAGAAAUCGUUGUGUACAUUUAUUACAGUCAUUUGUGUGAGUGCUUCAGAUAUCGGAGACUAUUAAAAUGCCCCCAUAUUAAGUAA